Neospora caninum is the source of this 1539-nucleotide messenger RNA. RefSeq lists its product as hypothetical. The record is from RefSeq and is a predicted model, not a curated record. NCBI's taxonomy places the organism in Eukaryota, Apicomplexa, Conoidasida, Eucoccidiorida, Sarcocystidae. The transcript has a single exon. Bases 1 to 1539 code for a protein of 512 amino acids.
AUGAGCUUCCCAGUGACCCCAAGCGCAGGCCGGCAACCGCCGCGCCUUAGCAUCUCGACGUCUGUGUCUCCUGACAGCUCGAGGCGACGCACGUGCCAUAACUUUUGCUUGUCCCUCUGUGACUGGGUCACUACUGAAGUAUGCUGCCCGCCGUUCGACAAGAAUUUUGAGCGGCGCUUGGCCCGUCAAGCUAACCUCAUGACGAUCUUUGGCGUCGCCGCCUUGCUCGUCAACUUGUAUCCUGGUGUCUUGAUGCUGUUUGUGAGGCAUCAAUCGCCGCAUGUCUACCCUGCACACACCACCGAAGACCUUCCACAUGAAGCGCCAUCUCACUUCAACCCUUUCAAACAGGCCGCAUCGCUGCUAGACCGGUCGCCAGGAGAUUCCCCCCUCGAUAUCUCCUCGUGGACGCAUUCGCCUACGCAUCUCCGCUCAACAGAUGCCGGGGGGCAUUCUCGGUCUCCCACUGCUUCACUGCCGUCGCGAGAUGCAGAGAACAUUCGUGCGAGUCCCGCAAUCGGUUCUUCACGCUUUACAGCAGAAACAAAGUCAGGGGAAAGGCUGAAUCAAAGGUUGCCUUUCGCCUCCAAAAAGGAGUUAGGAGCUGGAGCGGGAAAUGCCCACUCCUCAGCGUUCAGGCGCCAGAGCCCCCCCGGCAAGUUCCUCCCCGCUGGGUCUGCUGGCAUGUUCAGGCAGCAGGCUUCCGGACUGGGAACGCCCUCGUCUUCCUCGUUCUCUUUUGACGAUUCAAGGUUGCGAUAUCGUGCUGAUUCUCCCCUCCCUCCUGUCAAUUCCUCGUCUUUUGUAUCGGACUCACAAUCUCGCGGGGUCCCUGGCUCCGGGGCGGAACCGCGUGCUGAAGCCCCACCGUCCUCUUUUCUCUCCGAGUCCUCGACUUCCCCUCCACACAUUAUUGUGCCGCGUUUGACCGAAGAUCUCCACUCCUUUUCGAAAGGUCUAAUUUGGGUUCUUGCCUUUGUCGGCAUCUCGGCGCUCAUUCCGCUCCAGCUCUCCCUCCUGCUGUGCACAGUACCCCUCGCGGAAAUCCGUGUUCCUCGGCGCCGAAACGACUGUAUGUGCUCUAUUAUAUCGGUGAACAACCGCCUCAUUGUCUACAAUUGUCUGUGCUCACCGGUCCUAGCUGUUUUCUCUGCCAUCAACUUCGACUCGUACUACACAGCUGAUGUCUCCCACCUUAGCGUCGCCACGCGCCUCCUCGCCUACACCGCAGUUGCGCUUGCAGUAACUGUACACCUGCCUCUCGCGCUCCACGUCUACAAUUUCACCCGUUUCUUCGAGGGAGCAACCGCGUACUAUCAACUGCAUGAAAGCCUCUCGGCGGUGCCCCCAGGCUCGCCCUUCGGUCCAGUUCUGACGCCGCCGCGGAAAGUCGGGAGAACGGGAGACGAUGGGGAUGCAGUCCUGUCUCGGCAGAGAAUCCUCGAGCGACUCGUGAGUCACGGUGAGGCGUGCAGCUCCUUCCGCCGAGAUGAACACGCAAGUGACGGAGAGGAAGAGUCGAGCCCACUGCUGGCGUGA